Molecule: messenger RNA, 3009 nt
Organism: Cylindrotheca closterium
Lineage: Eukaryota; Bacillariophyta; Bacillariophyceae; Bacillariales; Bacillariaceae
Source: the annotation of a GenBank genome assembly
AUGACACCUCAAGAACUGGAACAAUACGUGCAAUUGGCAGCUGAUGCCUCCAAUUCGCAAAAUCAACAACAGGCCAUGUCGUUACUGUUUCAAUGGGUCUCCUCUUCCACAGACACUGCGAUUGCGGAUAUUCUGUUGGGCGUUCUGAAAGCGACACAGAAGGAAGUGGUUCUAUUCUACUGCCUAACUACGUAUCACCGACUUUCACAAACCACAGUAGAACAAAGAGCUGCCUUUCGCCAAGAACUGUUAUCACAGGUGAUGGGAAAUGGAAGUUGUUGGAAUCCUGUCUACAUUCGAACCAAAGUUGGAGUUUUGCUGACUAGUUUUAUUCAGGUAGAUUUCCCACAUGCUUGGCCGAAUGCGUUUAACGAAUUGCAAGAUCCCAGCCUUCUACAGGCUGCCCCUGAUAUUUUCUUGCGCACCCUUGUGACGUUGACAGAGGAAUUUGGAAAAGACGAGACAGAAGUCAAUACCAAGAUUAAGGACUUGUUGCGUGGCUUUACAGUCAACGAACACCAGCAAAACCAACAGCAACAACAACAGCCAUCGCAGCCAUCCGUGUCGCCAGUGCAAAGCAUGUCAGGGCAGCUUAUGGGUACAGUACUGCCAAUGCUGGGACAAUCUCUAAGAGCUGCAACCAACACGAGUUUGAAUACACAAGAAGCUCUUUCUAUUGCUCUCUUGUGUUUAUCAGUUAUUAAAGGGAUGAUGCCUUGGGUGGACUUGUCCCUUUGCCUGGACGAAACCACGCUGAGUCUCUUAUUUUCCUCAUUGUCACAGUCAGCCACUCCUGACUCAAUCGUCGCCGAUGCUGGAGUGACCGCUAUGGAAUGUUUGCAAGAACUGAUUAGUCGUGGGAUGGACGACGAUAAAAAAAUCGCCUUGCUGGUUCGUACCGGUGUGCUGGAACAGAUCAAUGCCACUGUAAACCUGACGGUUGUCGAUGAAAGCCCCAUUGAUGUAGUGAUGGAAGUUGCCAAAUUCAUCAAUCUAACAGGACUUGCGGUUGUGCCAAUGUUUUCUCAACAGCAGAAACAAGAAAACCAUCCAAUUUAUGUGCAGAUCCUUGAACUUUUCUUCCGUUGCUUUGCCUAUGAUGAUAUUGAUGUAUCAGGGGCCGUGAUUCCUUUUGCUGGCCUGCUGGUGACAUCACACGAGAAAGAACCCUUGCAAGAACAAGUCUUUGGUCAACUCUUGAAUGUGACCUAUCGUCAAAUGAGAUAUCCUGCUGACUUUCAGUACGAUCACGAAGAUGACGACGAAGCCGAAGAGGAAAUGUAUCGCGUUGAACUUCGAAAAUUGAAUCAGAAAUUUGUCCGGGCUGCUCCCGAAGCAUGUUUGCAGUUUCUGUGUCAAAUCUUGUCACAACUCCCGAUGCCACUUUCAACAGCACAGACUCCCGAUGUUGAAGCAGCCUUGCGUUUGGUCUAUCAUUAUUGCGAGGGUGUCCGACCGCCGCCAGGAUUGAAAGUAGUUAUGAAGAAUGAAACCUUUCGUAACCUUCUUGUCCGUUUGCAUACCAGUGAUAUUACCUUUCAUUCCCACCAAGAGGUCCUAAUCAUGUACUAUGACACUUCGGUUCGGUACUACCCUCUUCUCAAGGAUCAACCUGAACUUUUGCAACUACUUCUGGAUGCACUGACUGGAAACCGAGGCUUACAGCAUCCUUCAAGUCGAGUGCGAUCUCGUUGUUGCUACAUGCUGCUGCGCCUCAUUCGAUCAAUUGGAAAAGGAAAAGCGGCCAAUAGCAGUGUUCUCCUCCCCUAUGUCGACAACGCCAUAGCAGGAAUCCUACAACUCUUGGAUACUAGUUCGGGUCAAUUACGAAUUGACGAUAUUCUGAAUCUGUUCGAAUCGAUUGGUCUGCUGCUUGGCAAAACUGGACUGGACCCAGCCAAGCAACAGACAUUGCUGACACAAGUGAUGACGCCACACGUGCGUUCCAUUGAACGAGUUUUAGAGCAGGGCCAAUCCAUUGCUCAGAAUCCAGAUGCACACGGUGAAAUGCUUGCUGGGUCCAUCGCGGCAAUUGCCUACCUGUCUAAAGGAUUCAAGUAUCCUUCCGAAGGAAUUCAAAUGGUUCUGGUCGAAGCUCUUAGGAUCAACAUUGCAGUCCUGGAAGCUCUGCCAUUCAAUGACGACGUCCGUAACAAGAUGUACAUUUUCGUCCAACGCAUGAUCCUUUGCUUGGAAGAUAAGAUAAUGCCUUCAAUGCCACGAAUUUUGAGUUUGGUGAUAGCCCACUGCACAAGCGAAGACAUUCUUGAUGUGGCCCAAUUAUUCAAUCAGCUGUGUAUCAAAUACAAAUCAAAUGCAGUGCCAGUCCUUGAUGCCAAUUUGCUACCAUUUCUUCAAAAGUGUCAAACCCUUUCCACCAUGUCGACCGCCGCUCCAACACCAGAGAAUGGGGUUGCUCCACAUCUUCGCACGGAGCAGCUUUCCAUCCACAAGUUGACCUACGCCUCGAUGCAACACGUUGCAGCCUACCGAGCCGAGGCCAUCUUUUUUUCUCCUACCAACUCAUCAAACUUUGAAAACAUAUUGAAUUCCAUGCUGGAUGGCGCCAUCCACGCAGAGGAUCCGCUCAUGAAGAAGACUUGCAUUAUGUUUUUCAAGGAUCUUUUGGACAAUUGGACAGGAGGAGGGAAUCAAAAUAAUGAUGCUUCCAAUCAUGCCCCAGUCGUCGUGACACCUCCACCACAGGGUUUUGUGGAAGGAUAUGUUCGCUUUGUGGUUAACUCUCUGGUAUCGGGUGUAGUUGCUUCGUUUUUGGAAGAGAACUUUAACUGUGAGGAUGCCAAUCAAUGGCGAAGCGUCUCGGAAUUUGCGGCCAUUUUGGAAGUCUUGCGCGAACGACUUUUAGAUUUAUACCUCCAAGAGGUACUGAUGGGCAAGUUUACCAAUACCUUUCGAUUCUCGCAGGCAGUGGUCGAAAAUUUUCGUUUGGUAAGCAAUCGAAAGCAAAUGGAAACCGCACUAAAGAACAUGAUCAAGACGCCACGAUGA